CUUUUCUUCUCGCCAACCUCGCCGCCGGCCAAACCACCACCUUCACUAGUCGGAGAAAAGGCUAAUGCGGCUGUGCCGCCGACGUCAAGAAGCUUUUCAUCCACGCUGUCUUUUCUCCUUUUUCUGCCGGAGGAUUCACCUGAUUUAGCUCAGCUUUCACUCACUUCUCAUUCUUCUUACUUUUAUCUGUGUGCUGUGAUGUCGUCGGCGAUUGGAUGUUCUUCUCUCAAAACUACUCAUCAAGUUAGGGUGCAAAAAUGGAGGUCACCCAGAGCAGCUGUGGUGUCCGAUUUCCAUCUCCCAAUGCGUAGUUAUGAAGCGUACGACACGCUCGUCAACAUGCAAAUCGAGGGCGGAGCCGAAGGCGUCAUCGUUGGCGGGACCACCGGCGAGGGUCAACUCAUGUCGUGGGACGAGCACAUCAUGCUCAUCGGCCACACGGUCAACUGCUUCGGCGCCUCGGUCAAAGUCAUCGGCAACACCGGAAGCAACUCGACCCGCGAGGCCAUCCAUGCAACCGAGCAAGGCUUUGCCGUCGGCAUGCACGCCGCCCUUCACAUCAACCCUUACUACGGAAAAACUUCCCUCGACGGCUUAACCCUCCAUUUCGAGAGCGUCCUCCACAUGGGCCCCACUAUAUUAUACAACGUACCCUCACGAACGGGUCAAGAUAUCCCGUCGAGCGUCGUUCGGGCCUUGGCCCGAAGCCCGAAUCUCGCGGGCGUGAAGGAGUGUGUGGGACACGCGCGGGUCGACGAGCACGUGAGUAACGGGCUCGUCGUGUGGAGUGGGAACGAUGACGAGUGUCACGACUCGAGGUGGGAUCACGGGGGUAGAGGCGUAAUUUCCGUCGCGAGCAAUUUGGUGCCGGGGUUGAUGAGAGAGAUGAUGUUCGGGAGGAGGAAUUGGGAGUUGAACGAGAGGGUUUUGCCGCUUGUGAAGUGGUUGUUCGAGGAGCCGAACCCGAUUGGGCUGAACACGGCCCUGGCCCAACUUGGGGUCGUGAGGCCCGUUUUCAGGCUGCCGUAUGUGCCGCGUGCGAUGGAGAAGAGGGUGGAGUUUGUAAGGAUUGUCGAGGAGCUCGGGAGGGAGAAUUUCAUCGGGGAGAAGGAGGUUCGGGUUUUGGAAGACGAUGAUUUUAUGUUGAUCGGCCGAUAU
Messenger RNA from Striga asiatica, 1158 nucleotides. NCBI's taxonomy places the organism in Eukaryota, Viridiplantae, Streptophyta, Magnoliopsida, Lamiales, Orobanchaceae. The record is from the annotation of a GenBank genome assembly.